UUUUUAUUUGCAUUCACAACAUCAACCAAAAACAUCCCAUACUCCAAUAAACCAAUAAUUCUAUCCUAAAACACAUCUAUAUUCUUCUCAUAUUAUAUAAUUACUAGACUGUGUAAUUACUAGACUACAACGAAAAUGUCAAUACCUAGAAUGGAAGAAAUGGAAACACCACAUUUGUGUAAACCACCAACACCACAUAUGCCUAAGACAAAGGGCAUAAUGUCAAUUCUUGGAUUAGAUACUCAAAGAGGCAAAUCAAAUGUAACCUCUAUUAGAAGAACAUUUUCAGCUGAUAUGUCAUCUAAACAAUGGCUUACACAAAAUGGUUUUUUCUCUCCAAUUAAAAAGAUUGCUUCAUCUAAAGAUCUUGCGCUUUCAACCUCCUCUGAGGAAGAAGAAGAAGAGGAGGAGGAGGAGGAGCUCGCAAGACGAAAAACAUCAUUUGAUGUUUGGAGUUUAAUUUUGUCACAAAAGAAAAAUGAUGAUCUUCAAACUCCAUAUAUUCACCCUCUUGUUAAAAGAUCAACAAGUUCUUUGAGUGAAAAGAGUCUUGAAAUUUGUACUGAAAAUCUUGGGUCGGAGAAUGGCUCUGAUGGUUUUUCCUCCUACGCUCCUUCUGAGAAUGAAGAUGUAGAUAAGGAAAAACACGACCACCAUCACCACUAUCACCACCACCAUCAAUACUGCUCGCAAUUCAUUGAGGAAUUGCGAGUAGUAAAGUAUAAUAAUAGCAAGAGACCAUCAUCAUCUUUUCCUCCUCCAAUCACUUCCUUGGCUAGAGGGGACAACAAGCCUUCUAUUCAAAUGCAAUCUCGACGCCAAGAUGGUAAAUUGAUUCUUGAUGUUGUUUCUAUUCCUCAUCGAAAUAAUUUCCAUGCACAUCGCCUUGAUGGUCGUCUUCUUCUAACCUUAGUUGAUAAUAGUACUUCCACUUCAUCAUUAGAAAAAGAGAUGGAGGCUUAUGGUGAAGAUUUUGAUCAACUUUUCGACGUUAUUGAUGAUAAUACACCUCAAAAUGAUUAUGUAAGUGAUGAUUGUCUUGAAAAAGAAGAAGAAGAAAAGGGGAUCAUUGUGAUGGAACAAAACCCAAGAUUGUCAAGUGGGGUAAAAACUAUGAUGAGGUUGUUAGAUUCUCCGAUCGAAAUAAGGAAAAAGUCAAUUCAAUUCCCAAUUGAGACAAAAUUUCCCAAAAUCUCCCUCGAACUGAAAGAUCAUUUGGGGCUAGGAAACAAGACUUGUGUAACGUGGUCUAAAAAGUUUAGUAAAGUUGUCAACUUGACAGGAUCUGUGGAUUCAACUGAACUAACUGAUCAGGAGGUAAGUCAAAUAAUCUCAGUUCCUCAGUCGACGACGGCCUCUUUCAAUGCCUAUGAGUAUUUUUGGAGGAAGAAUCCUACAAUUGCAGAAAAAUGCAACAACUAUACCACUAAGCAAGUUGUUGUUGCAUCCAAUAGUACUACUCCCAAUGCUAAGAGUACAACAAAAGUAGCAACAUAUAUGAAUUAUUUGGUACCUUUGCAAAGAGGAUGCAAAGAGCAAAAGAGGUCUUUACUAAUUUGGGAGCCUUACUGCAUUGCUACCUCUUGAUGACCACCAAAUGUUUUAUCAAGUCCUAAUUCAACUAAUUAACAAUUAAAAAAAAAUUAAUAUGUAAAACUAUAUAAUAUGUAUUAUUAUUAAGAUUUUUAUUUU
Molecule: messenger RNA, 1692 nt
Organism: Solanum pennellii
Lineage: Eukaryota; Viridiplantae; Streptophyta; Magnoliopsida; Solanales; Solanaceae
Product: protein FAF-like, chloroplastic
Exons: 1
Coding region: 136-1587 (483 amino acids)
Source: RefSeq, a predicted model, not a curated record